This is a messenger RNA of Syzygium oleosum, 455 nucleotides long. Its product is annotated as ethylene-responsive transcription factor ERF017-like. Gene Ontology annotation, molecular function: DNA-binding transcription factor activity; DNA binding. The transcript has a single exon. The record is from RefSeq and is a predicted model, not a curated record. Gene Ontology annotation, biological process: regulation of DNA-templated transcription. Lineage: Eukaryota; Viridiplantae; Streptophyta; Magnoliopsida; Myrtales; Myrtaceae. The coding region runs from base 90 to 455 and encodes 121 amino acids.
ACGAGCAAUCAUAUGCACACACACCCAAAAAACAAGUCAACCCAGAUCCUCAAGAUCGAAUCUUGACUUGAGGAAGGAAGGAAGAAGAAAUGGUGAUGCGCAGCGCAGCGGCGGCGGGUCUCGCGGUGCGCGGGGGCUCGGGAGCGAGGGGCGACCCGAAGUUCAAGGGGGUGAGGCAGAGGAGGUGGGGCAAGUGGGUCUCCGAGAUCCGCUUCCCCAACAGCCCCCAGAGGCUCUGGCUCGGCUCCUACGACUCACCCGUGAAGGCUGCCCGCGCCUUCGACGCUGCGCUCUUCUGCAUCCGCGGCCCCACCGCGAAUUUCAACUUCCCGGACAGCCCACCAGAGAUCCCCGGCGGCGGGUCCCUCACGGCCCCGGAGAUCAAGGCGGCCGCGGUGUGGUACGCCGAGUCAGGGCCCAUGCCGGCCUGGCUCGAGCUGUCCGGAUCCGCAUAG